This is a messenger RNA of Polychytrium aggregatum, 2528 nucleotides long. Its product is annotated as putative alkaline phosphatase. The coding region runs from base 319 to 2184 and encodes 621 amino acids. The record is from RefSeq and is a predicted model, not a curated record. The transcript has 7 exons. Lineage: Eukaryota; Fungi; Chytridiomycota; Chytridiomycetes; Polychytriales.
CCAGCCCGCAAGCCUCCACAGCAAUCCUCCUUGGCUCUGUCCUGGCCUCGCCUUGGUUGGCUGCCGCUGCUGCGUCGGCAUCGGACGCUUUUGGAACCCACAGCCGCAUUCGUCGUUGGCCACUGUCCAGCCCCGAUCUUGUCUUUCUUGGCGCUGUUCAUCCACAGCCACGGCCCUCCACUUUUGCUUCAUCGCCGAAUUGCUCUGCUCUGAAACCCCCCUGGUUCCUGCCAACGCCUCAUUCCGUCCUCGUCCUUGUAUCCCAUCCAAGCAGAAGCUCAGCGUCCAUCCAUCCACCCAUUCGUCUCGGUCGUCCACAUGGCAAGAAGAAUCUGGCUGUUCAUCCUGGCCGCCAGCCUGGUCUCCUCAUCCGAGCUGCCCUGCUCGCCCGGAUUUGGCAACUGCCUGGCCGCUAUUUCGCUCAACUCUGGAUCUGCGCCCGUCGGUUCGUCUAUCCAGAAUCUGACGCUUUUCUCGGAGGACCGCUUCAUUCCCAAUCUGGUGUUUUCCAGUCCUCUGGUUCGAGACUCGGCCAUUCCGCUGGUCGUCCAGCAGCAAGACCAGGACCAGGAUCAGGGUCCGGGCAGGAUCGGCCAUGCUCCUCACAAGAGCCUCUACAACCCUGAGCUUACGGGCCCGAGCCCUGUCCAGUUCCUCCAUGGCAUUGCUAGCGGCGAUCCCUUGCAAACUUCAGUGAUCCUUUGGACAAAGAUCACAAUCGGCCUUGCGUCUGCGUCGCCCAUCAGAGUUCAUCUGCAGAUCGCCGCCGAUGCCAAUGCCGACCUGACUCGGUUGCUUCCCACCCCGGCCGAGCCCAUCCGCAACCUCUUCACCCACACCUCGCACCAGGUUGACUACAUUGUCAAAGUCGACGUCAAGGACCUCAUGCCUAACCAAGCGUACUACUACCAGUUCCACGUCUACGAUGCCUUUGGUGCCCGGCACUCAAGCUGGAUCGGCCGAACUACGACUCUGCCGCUUCCGGACGACGAGAGCCUCGAGAGUUUGAGGCUCGCCGUUGUUAGCUGCUCAAAUCUGCCGGCGGGUUUCUUCAAUGCCUAUCGCAACAUUGCCUCGCGGAAGGAUAUUGAUCUUGUGGUGCAUCUUGGUGACUACAUCUACGAGUACAUGAAUGGUCAAUACGGCGACGGUACUGCCCUCGGUCGCAUCCCUUUGCCGGACCACGAUCUCGUCACAGUCCAAGACUAUCGUGCUCGCCACGCCCAGUACAAGCUCGACCCAGAUCUGCAAGCCGCCCACCGCCUCGUGCCGUGGAUCGUCGUCUGGGAUGAUCACGAGUUUGCCGACAAUGCAUGGCUUCACGGCGCCGACAACCACCCCCAGACGGCCGGCGACUGGCAUGAGCGAGUCGGAGCGGCCGUUCGUGCCUAUUUCGAGUAUCUCCCUAUCCGUCCACAAGUCCAGACCGAAGAGAACCGCAUCUACCGCAACUUUCAGUACGGCAAGCUGCUAGACCUCAUCAUGCUUGAUACGCGAAUCGUCGGUCGCGAGGAAACGGAUCUCAAGUUGGCUGAAGUCGUACAAGCCGAAAAUCGCACGAUUCUCGGAGAGAUCCAGGAGAACUGGUUCCUGUCGCAGUUGAAGCAGUCGAGCGACCGUGGUGCCCGCUGGCGGUUCGUUGGCCAGCAGGUGGUGUUUUCGACAACAUAUCUGGUGCAUGACUAUGCCAACUACGACGCCUGGGACGGAUACCCUGCAAAUCGCAAGCGCAUCUUGAACUUUGUGCAGAACGAGGGUAUCGACAAUCUGGUCGUUCUGACUGGCGAUGUCCAUGCCUCUUGGGUCUACGACAUCGCGUUGGAUCCCUUCAACUCCUCCAGCUAUGACCCAAAGACCGGUGCCGGAGCCAUUGGCGUCGAGUUCGUCUCGCCCUCCGUGACUUCGAAUACGCCGCUGGAUCACCCGUCCAAGGUUCCGCUUCGGUACGCUCCGGUCGAGUCCUACAUGGAAUGGCGCAACCCGCAUCUCAAGUACACCGACCUGCGUCGCCACGGUUACAUGCUGCUCCACGCCGAUCGCGACCGGGUUUCGUGCGAGUACUGGUACACCCCGAUCUUGGAGCGCACCGAUCGGCAGGUUCUGGGUGCUCGAUUCGAGACGCUGAGCGGAUCGGGACGCAUCACCAGCCAAAGGAGAUUUUCGUAUCCAUGGAGUAGCCUCUAAGAGCGAGUGAGCCAGUCAGUCGGACAGCCAGUCGGCCAAGUUAGAUGACUCUUUUCCUUUGUCACAUUCCCUCCCUUUCUAUUUUAUUCUCUCCUUUUCAUUGUCGAUCAUUUGAUUGUGUCUUUCUCUUGCUUUUCCUUCUCCCCACCCCAGUUGGUUAUAUCAACAUUCCCCGCGCUCGCUUCUGGACGUUUGAUUUGCCUCGGUGAGAGAAGCCCUUUGCCGCCUGGUGCAUCGGGUUUGGAUGAUGGGGCCGCGAUGACUCGCACCUGCCUUUCGCAAUCGUCGGACUUGAGAAUACACCGACAGUGACCUGCUGCAAUCGCGUCUGCUUCAUGAGCUCC